AUGCAACGAAAUGAUUUCUACAUCCCACGAAAAUCGCUAAAUGAGACAAACAUAUCUCUGCAUUGCGUAAACGAUGUUGCCAUUAACAGCGAACCAUUUCGAAAUAUAUAUCAGCAAGUAAUUUCAUCGCAUAUUUCAAGCAGCUGCCAGGAUCGGGAAUCGAUCAGAAUUGUCCGGUGUAGAAUUAUAAGUAAUAAACAACUGGAAACACGGUUCUCUAAUUUUCGGCGUUCGCUAGAAUCGCAGCGGUUACCCGCUGACGUGUCGUUUGGAUACACUCUUCUCUCGGAUAAUGUGCGAGAAAUGGAACUGAUAGCACAGUGGGGCCUCAGCGUUAACAAUAACUUCGUGGGGGAUUUGGGUGAACCAACAUAUGGUGUUUACUUGUCGGGACACCCCGAUUUAGUUACACCAGCACCAUUUCUUGGACGAACCAAAUUGAAGAUUUUAGCGUGCAAGAUCUUGAAAGGUAGAUGCAAUAUUGUUGGUUUGGGGUCUUAUCAUUUAUUGCCUACGCGAGGAUGUCAUUCGCAUUCAGCUAUGCAACCAAUGGAUUGUAAAUUAUCGCGACAUGAUAAUUAUCGAUGUGAUCAGAUUUUUUUGUUUGAAGAGAAAGGAGUUGGUUAUUCCAAAUCGCCAGCAAAUAUUUUACCUUUUGCCAUAUAUGACGUCGAGUUUCCCCCAAAUACUGUUCUGUCUUUCAAAGGAACGGAUUCAAUUGUUUGGAGUGGUAAUUUAUUGAUUGGAAGUAAGCGUUAUAGUCGUGUUUCACUGUAUUCAUUAGCAGCAGCGACUAAACCACCAUUAAUUGACACUUACGAAGUUACCGACUUCAUUCGUUGGACUACGUGCCUGGCUUUUCCACCGGUUCUUGAACUGUUGAAACCACCAGCUCUUGGAGAAAUCGCUUUGAAAAAAGAGGUACUUUUGGUCGAUUCUCAACGUUUAGUCUACUAUUUUACAUUAUUUUCUGAAGAUGAUUCUCAUGAUUUUGUUUUACUACACGAAUCUAUGAGAAUAAAGCAAGCGGCAGGUAUAACGAUCUUUCCAUCUGUUGGGAUUUUCAUUCUUUUGCCAAACGGAUUAUUUAGUGAUUUGUUAACACUUCCUAAGACAGCGGGCAAUAUUUUCCAUUGUUUAUAUUUGACAUCUGAUUUGAACUGUUCUUUAAUAAACGGUGCAUUCGAAGCGAUGUCGACGGAGGAGAAUGAUGAAUUUAUGAGGCCGUUGUUACUUCAAGAGCGCAUCGAUGGACUGGAUGUUCGUAUUCAAGAACUGGUACGAAAUGUGGCUAAGAAAACUUUACUUUCGGAAGAGAAUUCUAACAAAUUAAAGAUUCAAGGAGAAACAUCGAAUGCAAGUUCCGAAGCGGUUGACAUGGAUAUAGCAGACAGUGACGAUGAUGAAGAGAAGAGGGGAUGGCGUGUUGAGCGUAUGAACUCAAAAUCUGGGAUGGAAAAUUCCUUAAAAGAGCAUCCAAUAUCAACCUCAGAUUCAAAAUUGAAGCCAAAUUUACCGCAUUCAAUUGACGAAGCAGUGUCAAAGCAUAAGCGAUUACUUUCUUCUAAUCCUCGACGUGGAAAGAUGUUUAUCAGUAGAGAUCCCAGAAAACGUCUUAUCAAUGGUCGAGAUUUGCCAAUUCCAUCAUGUUCAGUCGCAGAACGAAAGAUUUCAGACUGGAAUUCUUUGCGUGAACAAUCAGUUACUAAAAAAAAGCCAACACCAUCAUUCGGCUUACCUGCAAUUGAUUUCCGUGGCUAUUCGCCAUCAGAUGCGUUAUCCAGUGGAGAAUCGUCACCGAGAGCUGUUUCGCAGUCCCAGAGUUCUCCGUCUAACAGUUCUCCGAAUCUUGGAGUUAACGACAGUACGGCGUUUCUCGGGAGUUUUUCGAGAAAUCAGAGUGAACCGGAUAGUACUGAAUCUCCUGCUAGUCCUCCACAUGAAUCUGGUGUCUUCGUUGCUACUGCGCCAAAAAUUAUUUCCGAUUACGAUAUGAGGUCGGCUAUCGAUGCUUCAUUUCAAAUGCCCGCACGGCAGUAUCGGCCUCCGGAAGUUACACCGUUUACAGCUGUAGCGUCAAUAGAAGCAGUAAAGAAUCCUGAACCGCUGACUGAUAAAAAACAAAAAAAUCUCGCUAUCAAUGAUGAACCCACUUACAUCCUGCCUGAAUUAGUUUCAUUUCCAUCCCAUUCCAUUCAAAGAAAUCCAGCUGAAAGUGAAAAGAAGGAUUCGUUAUUAAAUUCUCCUGCUCAACACUUCCAGUGGAAUGUUUUUCCGAACUCAGAUGUUGAUGAUCAUGAUCUAUCAUUCUGGAAAACAAAUAAUGAAUCGAUAGCUAGUGGUGAUGUAGAUAUGCGUGCUAUUCAUUCAGUUAGUACUGUUCCAGAUACUUCACGUGAAGUUAUAGUAUCAGCUGCGCAUCAUGUAAGAUCUGUUAUACAAGCACCGAUCGUAUUCUCUAAUGGCGACACUGAUCAUCGUAUGAUUUCAUCAGCAGUUCGACCUUCAACUUCUGCACAUUCCCCUGAAAGCUUUACAAAUGAAUCUACUGGACGCUUACGCAUGCAUCAUUUUUCUUCACUUACUUCCGUUCCUUACGCGGGAUCCUUUCGAUACAGUAGUACUACUCCGACCAGCUAUACAGCUAGAUUUAAACAUCCACGCGUGUAUGGAUUUUUCAAUCAACCAACUAUUCAUCGCCAAUCGAAACCGUAUUAUGCUCGAGGUGCUGUGAGUAGCAGUUCUUCGGUAACCUUUCAAAGACGAGGAGUGUUACUGAUCGAUGAUAUUCAAUUUACUGUUGGGGCUUUGGAUCCGAAGCUUUUCCGGAUGAUUCUGGAGCGUUUUUCGAAUUGGAGGGAAAGUGGUUCCAGUUCCUGGUGGGUCAAACUACAUACACAUCUCAGGCAGGCUUUGAUUUUGGAUGGUACCUCGUCGAAUUCUGAUUCGAAAAUAGUGGAAAAAUAUGCCCAUUAUGAAGAAAUAAUAAAGGAAUAUGAAAAUCUGAAAGUGAUACAAACAAUGAAACCACAUGAAUGUGAUAAAAAUAAAAAUGAUGCGAAUAUAUUGUUGAAAUGUUUGAGUCAUAUUGCAAAUACAAAUCGAAAGUGCGCCAUGAUUUAUUUGACUGAUAUGUCAAAAGAUUCGUCAGUGGGUAAGCAGAUAGCAUGCACGGGUUUUGAAAUUUAUCGCAGCGUGGAGCUGUUGAAAAAAUUUGAUAUCUGA
Brugia pahangi is the source of this 3225-nucleotide messenger RNA. NCBI's taxonomy places the organism in Eukaryota, Metazoa, Nematoda, Chromadorea, Rhabditida, Onchocercidae. The record is from the annotation of a GenBank genome assembly.